Thunnus maccoyii (southern bluefin tuna) is the source of this 3943-nucleotide messenger RNA. Its product is annotated as retinoic acid receptor gamma-A-like. Gene Ontology annotation, cellular component: transcription regulator complex; nucleus. The transcript has 11 exons. Bases 812 to 2305 code for a protein of 497 amino acids. NCBI's taxonomy places the organism in Eukaryota, Metazoa, Chordata, Actinopteri, Scombriformes, Scombridae. Gene Ontology annotation, biological process: cellular response to corticotropin-releasing hormone stimulus; regulation of transcription by RNA polymerase II; retinoic acid receptor signaling pathway. Gene Ontology annotation, molecular function: nuclear receptor activity; zinc ion binding; nuclear glucocorticoid receptor binding. The record is from RefSeq and is a predicted model, not a curated record.
GCCUUUCCUGUAUAGACGAUCUUUGCCUGGAAGAGCUGGCACGUGCAAAAGGGCGGUGCUCACCGUGACUCCCACCGUCCUCCUCCGCAGCAUCACGUUUUUUUCCCCUCCACAGAUUGUGUUUGCUAAAAGCCGAAAUAUCGCUGCAGAUUGGCUGAGACAACGUGAAUGUAGGUCAGGAGCUGCUUGUGCAAACACGAGCAUCGUAAAAUAGCUCAAAUGUGCCCAAAACUGAAGUGUCCUUACAGAAGGCACGGCAGCCACCUAGAGAACUGAAUUUAGGUCACGUAGCUUACUCUUUGGAGGGUCGGGUGGGAUGUUUUUAUUCACAACCUUUUCAUCAUCUUGAUAGUGACAGCUGGGAGAAUGAAUCCAGCUGUGCCCAGGGCUUUCAUCACCUACCAACUCCUCCAUGACAAACUCAGAUGUUGACAGCUACAUUGACACUCAAACAUCGCCACUAGCCCACUGACUCCCAUCUUGUGGCUGAACAAGUAUUGCAGCUUUUUCCACUUUGACAGUUACCAUAGUGAUGAGGACCAUCAGGGAUGGUGAUUUGUUUCCCCUGCCAGGAGAGACUUUGGACCUGCGGCCGUCUUACCCAGCCUCGUUCUCUUGGCUCCUGGUAUUCCCUCAUCAGCAUCCGUCACACCUCUCUGUGGCCCGACAGCGCAGAGGCCAGCAGCUGACUCGGGCUGAAUGGCACCAGCCCAUUUCAAACUCACCAUAGGCCCCUGAUGAAGACGCAGGAAGAAGAAACAGCGAGACAGUCAGACAGAAGUCACCUGAACCACCAGCAGCACUUUUCACCAUGGCAACCAAUAGGGAGCACCAAGUGCGUCACAUGACUGGCUUCCCCCGUGCUAUGUACCCGUUCACCUUUAACUCCAUGCGGAGCCACUCCCCCUUUGACCUGCUGGCCAGCAGCAACCUCUUCGGUCGGUUUGGGGCAGACCUUCCUAAAGAGAUGGCUGCACUGUCGGUGGAGACCCAGAGCACCAGCUCAGAAGAGAUGGUGCCCAGCUCCCCAUCUCCUCCUCCUCCUCCUCGUGUCUACAAGCCAUGCUUCGUAUGCCAGGACAAGUCAUCCGGCUAUCACUAUGGAGUGAGCUCCUGCGAGGGCUGCAAGGGUUUUUUCCGGCGCAGUAUCCAAAAGAACAUGGUGUACACCUGCCACCGAGACAAGAACUGUCAAAUCAACAAAGUGACCCGCAACCGCUGUCAGUACUGUAGGCUGCAGAAGUGCUUUGAGGUUGGCAUGUCCAAAGAGGCAGUGCGUAAUGACAGGAACAAAAAGAAGAAGGAUGUAAAGGAGGAGGUGGUGCUGCCAGAGAACUACGAGCUGAGCGGAGAACUGGAAGAGCUGGUGAACAAAGUCAGCAAAGCACACCAAGAGACGUUUCCAUCUCUGUGCCAACUAGGAAAAUACACCACAAAUUCAAGUGCUGACCACAGAGUACAGCUGGACUUGGGCCUGUGGGAUAAGUUCAGUGAGCUCUCCACUAAGUGCAUUAUAAAGAUUGUGGAGUUUGCCAAGCGGCUACCAGGCUUCACUACGCUCACCAUCGCUGACCAGAUCACCCUCCUCAAAUCUGCAUGUCUGGACAUCCUGAUGCUGAGGAUAUGCACUCGCUACACCCCAGAACAAGACACAAUGACCUUCUCAGAUGGCCUGACUCUCAACAGAACCCAGAUGCAUAACGCUGGCUUUGGCCCACUCACAGACCUGGUGUUUGCCUUCGCUGGUCAGCUGCUGCCUUUGGAGAUGGACGACACAGAAACGGGCCUCCUCAGUGCCAUCUGCCUCAUCUGCGGAGAUCGUAUGGACCUGGAAGAGCCCCAGAAGGUAGACAAGCUGCAGGAGCCUCUGCUAGAAGCUCUGAAGAUUUACACCCGUCGCCGACGCCCAAACAAGCCUCACAUGUUUCCCCGCAUGCUGAUGAAAGUCACAGACCUUAGAGGAAUCAGCACCAAAGGUGCAGAAAGAGCCAUCACACUAAAGACUGAGAUCCCCGGCCCCAUGCCUCCACUGAUCAGGGAGAUGCUAGAAAACCCAGAGGCCUUUGAGGACAGCAGUGACUCGGGGGACAGUGCCGCCGCCGCUGCUCCUCCCGCCAUUCAGGCCAUCAAGCAAGAAGAGAAGGCCACAUAUGAGUCGACUGUCGAGGAGGAAGAGGAGGAGGAGGACGACGACUACUGGGAUGAGGAGAAAGAGCGAGGGGCGGACAGUGAUGGGGAGGUCUGUGGGGAGGCGUCGGCAUCGGCGGCCGUGCAAAAGAAAGGUGUGACUGGGAAAACACAGUGAGAGAGACACACAAUGACGCUGCCUCCUCCUCCAGAUCAAUGAGCUCACUCCUAGCAAUAUCUCCUCCCAGAAACCUCACAGAAUUAGGCUCUUAUACAACAUGCAUAUAGUCCAUAUUUACAUAAACUGUACAUGUGGACUAAAAGGAAAAUGUGUUCAGAUCAGAACAGGAGGAAAGGAAUGGGAGAAGCAAAAGCACUAAAUGUCAGCAGGUUGAGGAGAGCGCCAUGAAAAGUCACUGUGCCAAAACGAGACUGUCUAAAAGAUAUUUCAAAAGUGUUUCGUCCACGCAAAGAGGAACAAGAGGCGGUGGACAGAAGGAAAUGCACUCCUCCGCUAUAUAAGGGCUAUGCUUUGUAUAAAAUUGAUGGUAAAAAAACACGGCAACAUCAGAACUCUACGUGGUGUCUAUUUGCCGCAGAACGUCUGCUCAGAAUUCCUUUUAUUACCAUUCAAAGAUACGCUACUUAUUUUUUUAUUGUAUGGUUUUUAAGCAUGUACACGUUUCUGUUCUGUCUUUAUGCCUGUUUGUGGGACUCUGUGUUGCUUUUUGUGUAUUUUCGCUCAGUCCUGCUCACAUUUGACUGGACGUUUUUUUAAGCUUUAAUUUUAUGCAUUUCUGCUUUAUUUGACACAGUGAAGAGCAAUUUAGCAAGAAAGGAAAGAAAGCAAUAUCAAAGAGAGAGCAGGUCAUGAGCAGGACUCAAGCACAUGGUAUGUAUGUUAGCCUUCCAGUUCGUGAAAGUCUUGGGGUUAAAACAUCUGAAAGCAAAUAAGAGCGAGAGAUUCUUGUAAUUUUAACAUCCAAAUAAGAUUCUAACAAACAACGUAAACCAAACGCAGUAAAAGACCUCCACCUCUGGACAAAAAUACAAUAAUCCACUAAUACUUGGACUAAAGAAUCUGCAGGGUAGAUUUAAUGUCACCACGUAAUCUCAGGUCAAUUCAAUCAGGGCCAUGUCUCACCUGUCAAUACAGUAUUUUCUGAGAUAAGAAUGUUAAACUGUUGAAUGGUGCCGUUGUCAUGAAUGGAGCGACAUAACAGGGCAACAUAGCAAAGGUGCAGGUAAGCAGGUAAGAUGUGAUUUUGUAGGAGAGAGCAAAGAAUCAUAUAACAAACAGACACAACCCUCAAAAGCAGAAAACCUCAGGUGUGUAUGUGUGUGUGUGUGUGUGUGUGUGUGUGUGUGUGUGUGUGUGUGUGUGACUGCCUGACAAAGAGCAUUUACCAAUCGACAGGGUGUAAUGUUACCAUCAGUACUGCAACCAUCCACAGAAGCCCCGUUAUUAGUAUGUGACAGAUGCAAAUCAAAUGGGUGUCGUAGCAAAAAAAAAAAGAAAUCACUCACCCAAAGACAUCUGGUGGACAGCAGGACAUUGAUGCCAAUGCAAGCUGACCAAGAAUCACAUGAUCAGUUUUAACUCACAGCAAUAAAUAAAUAAUAAUAAUGAUCAAUUUCACUUCACAUAUCUGAGGUUGCAGCCGUUCAACAUAAUCCACACGAAACAAAACAAAUGCUUUAUAUUGUGUGACGUGUCUGCUGAAGCACAUAGUUUCAAAUGAUGCAUUUUCAUGUGUGCUGUAUCAAAUGAUGCGAAACAUAAAUGGAUUUUGUAAAAUAAAUACUUAUAAUUUGU